Molecule: messenger RNA, 1678 nt
Organism: Labeo rohita (rohu)
Lineage: Eukaryota; Metazoa; Chordata; Actinopteri; Cypriniformes; Cyprinidae
Gene: tnnt2b
Product: troponin T type 2b (cardiac)
Exons: 12
Coding region: 16-888 (290 amino acids)
Biological process (GO): cardiac muscle contraction; regulation of muscle contraction; sarcomere organization
Cellular component (GO): troponin complex
Molecular function (GO): troponin I binding; troponin C binding; tropomyosin binding
Source: RefSeq, a predicted model, not a curated record
GUGUACUUUGCAUGCAUGCACUGCUCAUUUGCAACCAAAUGCAUGAUUCUGUUCUCACGCUGUCUGCGUCUGCUUUGCACAGAGGAGGUGCAGGAUGAGGAGGUGCUUGAGGAGGUAGAGGAGCAGGUGGAGGAAGGGCUUGUAGAAGCGAGUGGGAAGCGAACACCCAAUCCACAUCAUGCAGAUGCUGCUGAGGAACCUGGGGAAGAAGGAGAAACAAAACCAAAGCAUAAACCCUUUGUGCCAGCUUUGGUGCCUCCCAAAAUUCCUGAUGGAGAGAAAGUUGAUUUUGAUGAUAUUCACCGCAAACGUAUGGAGAAAGACCUGACGGAGCUACAGACGCUCAUCGAGGCUCACUUCGAGGGCAGAAAGAAAGAAGAAGAGGAGCUAAUCAGCCUCACCCAACGGAUUGAGAACCGCAGGGCGGAACGAGCGGAGCAACACCGUAUACGCGCUGAGCGGGAGAAAGAGCGUCAAAACAAGCUAGCCGAGGAAAAGGCACGAAAAGAGGAAGAAGAGGCUAAGAGGAAGGCCGAUGAUGACGCUAAGAAGAAAAAGGUUCUUGCAAGCUUCCAGUUCACCGGAUACAUGCAAAGGACAGAGAAGAGGGGUGGGCCUAGGAAGCAAACAGAGAGGGAGAAGAAGAAAACGAUUCUUAGCGAACGCCGUAAGGAACUGAACAUCGAAAACCAGAGCGCUGAUAAACUGAGAGAAACUGCGAACGAACUCUGGAAGUGGAUGCGUCAACUUGAAGCCGAGAAGUUCGAGAUGCAAUACAGAUACACGUGCCAGAAAUACGAGAUCACCGUCCUAAGGAAUCGAGUCAGUGACCAUCAGAAAAAUACCAAAGGCUCCAGGAGAGGCUCUAAGAGAGGACUACGAAAAUAAAGCAGCUUCACGAAGACACCAGAACUGAUGUUUGCAUAACUAAUAUGCUUUAAUAUAAUUAUAUACAUUUUGAUCCUCUUGUGUAAUGUUUUCUGAAGCGCUACAAAAAAUCGAAACAGCUGCCUGAAUGAAAGAUGAAACUAAAGUUGGUUUUAAAGUGACUAAUAAAAAAACAGCCCACAUCUGUCAAAAUAAUUUGAUAAUUUGAAAUGAAUGACUCUUUUUAAUGUUAAUUUUAUGCAUGUCAUUAUGUGCAAAGUGGCAUGAUGUUUACAGCUGUCAUUUAUAAUUGCAUUAUCUAGAUUUAAUGUUAAUUAAUCAUAAUACAUAAAACAUUGCAUGCAUAUUCAGAGAAUUGCAAGCAUGUUUACGUAAGUAUAUAUAUUAGAAUAAAUUAGUUUUCAGGCUAACAGCAUAUGCUUUUGUAUGUCCCAGUGUUUGUCUUAUGGCGUUAGGUUAUGAAUAUUUAACAGUAAAGCGUGACACAGACUGGUGUUGUUGAAAACUUUAUUGAAACUUUGCUUGAAGUCAUUGUGAGAUGAAACAUACAGAUUGAUCCACACCCUUAACAUAACAACCACAAUAUCUGUAAGGAUGAACAAACAUCAAAAUGAGCCAAAGAAACUUCCUAAAAAUUAUUACUCACUAACUGACUGACAUACUUGUAUAAUAUAUUCAUAUUGUCUGAUAUAUGACUUGAUAUAUAAUAUAUCAUACAGUACAGUAUAAUAUCUUAAACCUGCACAAACAACCUGUAACACUCUCAUAAAAUCAUUUGCAUUUCAGAACA